CGUAAACAUAAAUUGAUUGUUGACACUAAAAAUUUAUUUAAUAUAUUAUUCUUGAUGAAAUGUUUAAAAAAAGUGCUAAAGCUUAAAAAUAGGUGCUGUGUUACGUUUACCUUUGUGCUACCAUAAAUAGUGCUAAGUAAAAAUUUGUCGAAGAGAUGCGAUGAAAUAAUAAUAACUUAGAUCAAUUUGAAAAUGGCAUACAGCAGUAACAUCAUCCUAAGCGGUGACACACUAGGUGAACGCCAUUUACACCUAAACAGACUCGUCAGAGAAACUAAAGAUACAGGAAAUGCAGCACUCAUCAUCAAAAUCCACCCUGAAAAUACAGUCAUUGACAAAAUUUUCAAAAUAGAUCUAGCAGUUAAAAAUAAGGAUGUCGAAUAUAUUCUAAACACACUAAAGGAUCGCGAUAUGCUUUAUGUAACUAGAGCCCUCAAAUGUGAUUGGCUUUUAUAUGAAGAGUAUAGUGGAAUUAUAAAUCCAAAGAACUUAGAAGAAAAUCUGUAUGGAGAAAUGAUAAAACCAGCUGUUAAUAAAAUUAAACAUUUCAUCCAGAUUAAAUUGAAAGUUCCCGAACGAUGUGAGGAAUUUUAUAAAUAUUACAAAUCUGAUUUUAAUGAAUCAAUUAAAUAUAUGAGACAUUGUUCUCCUGAAUUCAUUGCCGAACAGGUUGCUGAUAUAAUUGAAAAAUUGACACCCAAUCACUUAGAAAUAUUAUGCAAACUUAAUCCAAUUGUUGGCAAAUUAUACUUUGAUCUGUUGAAAGCAAAUAGAGACGCGUUAGCACGAUACCUAGAGAAUGAGCAAAAGUAUUUCGACAGUCUGAAAUCUAUUUUAAAAUCUGAUGGUAAUUCAUAUUUAGAUCUUGUGGAAUGUUAUUUUAAUGUUGAUAACUUCCAGCGUCUAAGUGUGUCAUCAUCUAAAUUUAUUAUGCAAAACUAUAAAGAAAGAUUCAUGCAAAAAUGCGAGAUGUACACUCUUCAAAUUCUGAAUAUAAACGCGGUUGCACAAUGUUUAUCAUCUGAAGAAUGCCAAGAGCUCGUGUUGAAAUUGGCCAGGUCGCAAUACCUUGAACAUUGGUUCUCGUAUCAAGGAGUAGAGCCUCUUAUUAAACGCAUGAAGCCAGACGAACGGAGUGCCUUUAAAAAAAGAGUGUUUGUUGAGAAGAAUGUUGGCGAUAAAAUUACUGAGUGGCCUUACCCUAAACCGAUGCCACUCGAACUUAGUAAUGAUGAUGAUCAUGUGUUUAAAGAUGUAGAACAGGAACUUUAUUUCGAUUUUGAAUGUGAGGAUUUCUGUGGGAGACCGAUGUUACGUAAACGUAAGUUUGCUGGUUACAGUGUUGCAAUGAAAUGUGGAAGUGGUUAUGCUAUACGCAAGACACCAUUAGAUAUACUUUUCGAUCGAUAUCGCUUCAUUGGCUUUACUCAAGCUUUCAAUGAACUCACCAAUCGCCUGCAAGCCGAGAGUACGAUACAAGGUAGGCAGAAUAUAAUGUUAGUUCUUGUCAGCAAAAGCGGUGGCGUUAUACAGCGAGUUGAGACAUUGCUGAAGUUGCUUGUAGAGCGUCAUAUAAACGAACCGAGUAACUUACGAGCAGCCAUUGUAAGGUCUCUCGUAAAACGGGUAUCUUGCUGGCGAUUACCUGAUAACGUGUGGAGUCUUAUCUUAAACUUUGGCCAUGGGUUAGGUCUCGACGGAGUCAUCGGUGAACUGCUAUGUGUAGAAGGCCUGCAUGCUUCGUUGCUCCACUAUAUAACUAAUGGAAUUUGUCCUCCAAAAAUAUUGAUGGAUUCUUAUAAAAAUAAUUUUUCAACGUUUAAAGAUUAUAAGCUAAAUACAUCAGAGAUAUCGUCAAUCGAAAAUCAUUUGCUGCCAUUGCUUCUGCCCGAUUACCCAAAGGAAUUUGUAGAUUUAGUCACAACAUACAAAAUGAAAGUCAAAACAGUGCCCGAGGCUGAUCGUAUACUGACAGAAGCGGCGCGAAAUAAUCUUGAGUUAAUAAACAAAUUAUACGAUAGUCGCAUAGCUCGUCGUCAACUAAUAUCACUAACAUUUCCAAUCAAACAAAAUGAGGCUUCAUAUAUAAACGCUUUAAGACAUGAUGUUACUUUGUUGGACAAUGGAGAAAGCUUUGCGAAAUUAGUUACAAAAAAAACAGUAAACCAUGACCGUUUCCUGUCGAGCUUGAUGAUUUAUUUCGGCGAGACUAACGGCUUGGCAAUGAAGCAUUUAUGUGCUUUAGAAAAAGUAGCCAAUGAGAAGUUGAAGCCUUCAUUAGCUAGGCCGUUGACAAAGUUAUCUUCUGAUCAGAUGCUGCUGAAAAAAUUGCAAAAUCUGAAUGUGACAAAUAAAGAAACUCGCAGGUUCGCAGCAGCAUUGAAAUCCAAUGCACAUAAUACGAGUCCAUCUGUAAAUAUCGAUACCGUUGACUGGCGUUUCAUAGGCGCAAAAGCAGUCGCCAAUCAGGUAUUAGUUUGCGGAAGGAAUGCUAAAGAAAAUUAUAUAAAAUCUUGUCUCAAAUUGAACACAACAGCAAAAUUGGCGCUGAAGGCUGCAUUGUGUUCGCCUCUUGAAGUGGAAGCAUUCAAAAAUAUUGCUCUUAUUAAACCAGAAGUUGCAUUAAUGGUUGCCCUAAAGUGUUACUUCCAGAAGAGAGAUAAGAUGAAUGUGGAUGUUUGGGACAUCCUUAAAGAUUUACUCUUACAUUUAGACACCAAAAAACUAUCACCCAAACUACAAAGUAAACUUUGUCUGCCAGAAAAGGUUCCGGAAAACAUCGAAGCUAAUUACUUUUCUACAAUUUACCAAUCUUUUAAGAAAACAAACAAAGAGAAAUUGUUUAUCAUACUUCCAAAUAUUGAGAAACAUAUUACCGAUAUUGAUGAUGACGUAGUUCGUGAAAUCAUAUCUGACUUUAUUGAAAAAUGUACGUACAAAGAAAACGACAAAGACUUUACGAAGCCUGUGAUUAGUAGGUAUUUACGAAUUAUCGCAAAAUAUUUGCUAUUAUCGAGGACGGCAGACAUUCAAUGUUAUAAAAUCGAGAAUGUUCUGCAUCCGUUAUUUGAUCGAAUGGAAAGUGUUUGGACUGAACGCGAAUCGGAUAUAUUAGAAUAUAUUAAAGAAUUCUUGCAGACAUUAAAGUAUACCAAAGCAUUUAUGGAUCCACAAUACGUAUCAGUUUUUCCAAUGUUUGAAAAUCUUAUAUGUCGUCUUCAAAAAGUACUACCACGAGUAAAACAUUUCGAAACCUACGUAAAAAUACAUUUAACAAUGCUUUAUUUCAAAUCAAUAAGGCACGCUUUAUCAGAAAACAAUAAUUUAUUUAGAGAAACAAACAAAACCAACGCAAUGAAGGUUGUCGGAUUUAUCUUAGGAGAGAACAUUGGAAGCGAAAUUAAAGAGCUGGCAACAGAAUACUUCGUUUCCAUAAUAGAUGUGUACAAAGAUGGCUUGUGCUUCUUUUUGAAUGAAUAUUUCCCUUGUAACGAAGGAAGAAAAGUCUUUGAAAUGUCUCUCAUUAAGGGUAUUUUGAAAAAAGAUUACUUAGAAGCACAUUUGUUAGCGCUGUUUGUUUUACAAUCGCAAUGUCAACCGCGCUAUGAACACUACAGUGAAGUAUAUGAAUACCUUAAACAGAGCAACUUCCAGGAAGUUCAAUUCUUUAUUAAUAAUGAAGUAUAUUAACAUAUGAUAAACCUGUAUUAUAUUAAAACGUAUACGUCCACACUAAACUUAAGGGAGAUUCAUCGGCUACCUUCAUGGUGUUUAUUUCAAAUCGCUGCUGGUGCGAAUUGUAAAAUUUUACUCCCAUUAUUUUACCGUAACGCGUCUGAACAAGUACAGUUAAUAUUUUGUCCAAAAGAAAACGUUGUAAUUAAAUACAUGAAUAAUAAAACACUCAAAUUUGGGAAUAUAUUAUGUAUUAUUUAUUUAGUAAGUGACGAAAGAUUGAAACUAUAACAUAAAUAUUUUAUGGAAGAGGACAAACGUGCAUAGGAACCUAACCUAGGUCACCUGACGGUAUGUGAUCACAGGCGCACACUCUUUCAAGACCGCAGCCUUUCUUAAGAUACUAUAACUUCAUUCCACUGUUUAGUUGUACAUGGCGGUUCCUUGUUAAACCGCACUCCACAUAUUCAUAUAAUAAGAAUGGUACCUUUUUAUGUAGGUUUGUGGUGCAAAAGUGGAUUUCGGCUGAGGAAUCAAUUUAAAAAUUUGAACAUUAGAAAAAUUCCUUGCCAUAGAUGAGGUAGAAAACACUCAAUGAUGCGACAUCUCUACGUAACGCCAUUAAUCAGAGUGCCUAUUAUAUAAUAUCACUGACGAUUGCGAUGCAAGGUUCGAGCAGCUCGAAUCGAGCUAAAGAUUACUACUAAAUAAAGUAAAAAAAAACGAGCUGAUACUUUUACUGAUAUUUAUCCUAAACACAGUUUCAGUUGACCGCGAAAUCUCUCAAUAUUUCGUGACCGAGAAAUGAUUUCUUUGUUCUUAUACCGCGCAAUUUUGGAGUUAAAUUGAACAAGGUUUGUUUUUCGAUCAUUCAGCGAAAUUUUUGAGAACAGGUGGGGAUUUCCGAUUGUGCUAAGCCUAAGUGUUUAUCGCGUAUAUUUUCCAAUAACAUACGCUUAUCUACAAACAUACUGGACUCGUUACCAUUGCUGGCAGCACACCAUCUCCUUCCAUCUAACUUGUCGGAGUACCUACUUGUUUACUACUUACCGAUGUACAGGGAAUGCUAAUAUCCUAAACACAGGAAAACUUUAUUAGUUAGAGCUCAGCCAUGUAUUCGUAGAUUGUUCAUAAUGUAGACUACAUACCUAAUAUCUGACAAAACAGCUUUUUGUGGAAUAAGGCACCAGCUUUUAUAAGCCUGGAUUGUGUCUUUCUAUUAUGAUUAUGAGUGGGCAUCACCAGACCGAAGCCGAGGUAGCCGGCGCGAGCGCACGUAUCACGACAUUAAUUUAAAUCUUUCAUUUACAAUAUUGUUAAGUUUACAGAAAUAUAUGUAUUUAAAGAUGGA
This is a messenger RNA of Leptidea sinapis, 5026 nucleotides long. RefSeq lists its product as uncharacterized. The record is from RefSeq and is a predicted model, not a curated record. The coding region runs from base 193 to 3690 and encodes 1165 amino acids. The transcript has 2 exons. NCBI's taxonomy places the organism in Eukaryota, Metazoa, Arthropoda, Insecta, Lepidoptera, Pieridae.